Messenger RNA from Spirometra erinaceieuropaei, 721 nucleotides. The record is from the annotation of a GenBank genome assembly. NCBI's taxonomy places the organism in Eukaryota, Metazoa, Platyhelminthes, Cestoda, Diphyllobothriidea, Diphyllobothriidae.
AUGGGCCGACCACCGCAUCGUCAUCUUCAAGCGGAGUAUUCGCCUACAGCCAAACAGGAGACCUCAAGGUAAGCGACCACCAGGUAAGUCGAAUAUUGUUUUGUUGAAUGUGACUGCUCAUCACUGUCAUUUCAGCGACGAGCUGGCCCAGCGACCAGCCAAAAUUUCAGUCGCCAACGAGGUCGCCAACGGGGAGAAUCGAUGGCGCCAACUGAGGAACACAGUCCAGUCAGCCGAUCUGGCUUUCCUCGGCCGUGCACGUCGUCAAAACCAGGACUGGUUCGACGACAACGACGUCGUCACCAGCAACCUGUUCACCGAGAAGAACCGGGUGUACGAAGACUAUGUUAACCGCCCUACCGACCCAAGCAAAGCAGCUUUCUACCGAAGUUGCCGUCUAGUGCAACAGUGGCUGCAGAAAAUACCGGACGCCUGGAUAGCUCGCAUGGUCGAGGAGAUCCAAAAGUACGCGGACCGAAACGAGCGGAAAACGUCUGCGCUGCCGUCAAGGCUGUUAACGAUGAUACAGUCAAAGGAACCUCUCCUCUUCUCAUCGCCGACGAAACCAAUCUUCUCACAGAAAUCAAAGUCUGCAAACAACUGUCAUGCCACGCCUCAGCAAACCAUGUCCCUCACAGCCUGGCGCGAGCUGGCACGCUCUGGCACCUGGUUGCCUUUUGACGGGUGUGCUAGCACUCUCGCUGGGCAUGCAGGCCGCUGA